AUGGAGGAGCGGUCACCACCUGCAGCGGGCGGCAAAGCCAGAAAUCUCCUUUCAUCAGCAACAUCGCUUCGCCUCUCUCUCACACCUGCUUGUUCAGCGGAUCAUACCUAUGUUGUACAAAUCCCUCGUGACCAAGUUUAUCGUGUCCCUCCUCCUGAAAAUGCCAAAAUUGUGGAGAAUCAUCGCCAGCCAGAUACUCAAAAGAAAAGAAAAUGCACAUGUUGUUGUUGGGUGUUUUCCGCUAUACUCCUUAUAGGUAUCUUGAUUGGAAUUAUCGUAUUGAUCAUUCACACAAUGUACGCACCUAAAUCUCCUGAAUUUUCAAUAACUAACGUCCAUUUUAAGAAUGUUACACAACCUUCAAAUGGACAAAAGAAUAAGAGUCAUCCACAAGCAGUUGUCCCUCAAUUUGAGAUCGAUUUGAAAAUCGUUAACGUAAAUGAGAGAAUGAAUGUUUCAUUUGGUAAAGGAGAUAAUGGGAUUGCAACUCUUAGUUUCAAAAACCAUGAAAUUGGACGCGGGAAAUAUCCCUCGAUUUCCCAAAAACCUAAAGAUUCAACCAAUUCUCAAUUUAACCUUGAUGCUGGGAAAUUGACUGGUGAUUUUCAGAAAAGUCUUAAUGAUGACAAGAAGUCAAUACCAAUGACUUUAACCAUUAAUGCACCAAUGGAGAUCACGAGCUGGGCAAAAACAUUAAAAAAAGACGUGACUGUUACGUGUGAUUUCGACCUUGAAUCAGUGAAAGGUAAAUCCAAGAUCAAAUCAGAAGAUUGUCAGUCUGAUUUCUAA
Solanum dulcamara is the source of this 789-nucleotide messenger RNA. RefSeq names its product NDR1/HIN1-like protein 13. Lineage: Eukaryota; Viridiplantae; Streptophyta; Magnoliopsida; Solanales; Solanaceae. The transcript has a single exon. The record is from RefSeq and is a predicted model, not a curated record. Bases 1 to 789 code for a protein of 262 amino acids.